Micromonas commoda is the source of this 5694-nucleotide messenger RNA. Its product is annotated as ATP-binding cassette superfamily. Gene Ontology annotation, molecular function: ABC-type transporter activity; ATP binding; ATP hydrolysis activity. Gene Ontology annotation, biological process: lipid transport; transmembrane transport. Gene Ontology annotation, cellular component: intracellular membrane-bounded organelle; membrane. The coding region runs from base 1 to 5694 and encodes 1897 amino acids. NCBI's taxonomy places the organism in Eukaryota, Viridiplantae, Chlorophyta, Mamiellophyceae, Mamiellales, Mamiellaceae. The transcript has a single exon. The record is from RefSeq and is a predicted model, not a curated record.
AUGACCGAUGCCGUAGCUUGGCCCAUGUUCCCCCGGCCGCGGGUCGCGUCGCGCGGGCCCCCGGCGGCGGGCGCGCCCUCGUCGGACGCGAGCCCCGCGAAAAACGAAGCCACGAGGAACGACCCGCCGAAAGACGAGCAGGGGCGGAACGACCCAUGCGGAGGGGACCGCCCUCUCGCGGCUGGAGCCCGCAAAACGGCGGGAACCGACCCGCUGGCUUCCCACCCGCUCACAUCCACCUCGGCCGACGUUCACGCCGGACGCGGCGGCGUGGAUACGUCGCAUCGCGACGGCGAGUACGCCAAGUUUCGCGCGGUGCUCCGCAAGAACUUCACGCUCAAGACGCGGGGUUCGCAGCUGUGGUGCACGAUACUCGAGGUGCUCGUGCCCGUCGCCUUCAUCGCCCUCAUGUGCCUGCCGCGGCUGUUCAUCUCCGAUGAGAGCGUGGAGAUGACGCUGCACCGCCCCGCGCCGAUCCAGAGCAUCACGUGGAGCGGCCGCGUGCCCGGCGGACCCACGGGCGACGGUCCGUACAGACUCCUCUGGUCCCCGGACACCAACGCGGACGCCGAGAGGGUCGCAGAGUCAGCCGCGAUAGACCUGCUCUGCGGCGGAGGCUUCAUGACGCAGGUCGCGCUCGCGUCCUCCGUGGAGCUCGACCAGGACGCCAUCGCCGAGCACGGCAUCCUCGACGUACCGGAGGUGCUCGCGGGAUGCAGGAACAACCCGGGCGCGUGCGCGGGGUUCGUCAAGCGGAGGGGCGGGGUGGACAGCCUCGGCCCCGACUCCGCCGUCGCGAACCCCCUCACGCUAGCCUGGCUCUGCACCGAUUCGUGCCUCGCCCGACGCGAGUGCUACCGGCCAGUCAUCGACGAGUUCCUCGUCGGGUUUCCCACCGAGACGGCGGCGAUGGCGCACGCGAUGACACUCGCCGAGCGGGGCAGAUCCGUCGCGGCGAUCGUCUCGCUCCCAAACGACCUCAGCCGCGAUUCCCGCCGCGUCGAGUAUAAAAUCAGGGUCAACGCCACGGACGUGCCCACGGGCGACCUCGGCGCCAGGUGGUCCAGCGAGAAAUUUCAGCGAUGGGUCGUCGGUGAGGAUACGCGUUGGCGGACCUACUGGACGUACGCCAACGUUCAGAAGUCCUUCGACCAGGCGCUCAUGAGUCUCACCGCGGGGGAUGAAAGUCCGGCGCCCCGCGGGGUACAGUUGCUGGCCUCGGUCAAAGGAUACCCGUUCCCGGCGUACAGCACCAACCUGGGUUCUACAUUCGCGUCCGUUUUCUUCGGGCUCGUGUACGUGUUCACCUUCUGCAUCACCGUGGUGGUGGUGGUGAAAGGGGUCACCGUCGAGAAGGAGCUUCGCAUCAGGGAGGGAAUGAAAAUUUUCGGUCUGAGCGACCUGGCGUACUGGAGCAGCUGGUUCGUGACGAGCUACACGAGCCUCCUCCUCGUAUCGCUACUCGUCUCCAUAGUGGGAAUAUACCCGUUCAGGUACACCGAUUGGACCCUCACAUUUGCGUUUCUGGCGUUGUGGACGUGCCAACUGGUGGCAUUCUGUUUCUGUCUCACGACCUUUUUCUCAAGCGCAAAAGUUGCCGCCAUCGCCUCGGCUCUGGUGUACGUGGUCACCUGGGUCCCCGGCGUGAGCGCAGUGGCGGCCGAUAACAUGGGCAGCGACUCGUGGAUCGCGUCAUGCGUCAUGAUGCCGGCGACUUGCGUCUACAUGUGGGGAUGGGUGGUUUCCAUACUGGAAAACGCGCAGAAAGGCGCGAGGUGGGACACCGUGUCUUUGAACCUCCUGGACGGCGGUGAGAUUUCAGCAAGCGAGGGCACGGGCACGUUCUCCGGCGCGCUCGUGCUGGGCGUCACGGCGUGCAACGCGGUGGCGUACGCGAUUCUGGCGUGGUACCUCGAUCAGGUCAUACCCGGUCCGUUUGGAAGGACCCGACCGUGGUGGUUUGUCUUCGACCCCUCGUAUUGGCUCGAAAAAAAAUCGUCUGCUCCGGCGGUUGGCGAUUCGGGACCUCACGACUCCGCGAGCCUUCCCGACGGCGUGGAGCCCGUGGAUCUCGACAAAAACGACGCCGUGCCCAUGAUCAUAGUCGAAGGUUUGGUUAAGACCUUCGGGUCGAACAGGGCGGUCGACGGCCUUCACUUCGCGGCUCAUCGUGGGCAGAUCACCGCACUCCUCGGACACAACGGCGCCGGCAAGACCACCACCAUCUCCGUGCUCACCGGCAUGAUCAACCAGGACGGAGGCGCCGCCACGAUCGACGGCAUGAGCGUCGAGACUGAUAUGCAAUCUAUCAGAAAGGACCUCGGCGUCUGCCCCCAGUUCGAUGUCCUCUGGCCGACGCUCACCGCGAGGGAACAUCUCGAGCUCUUUGCCCGGUUCAGGGGAGUGCCUGAGUCCGAGAUAACCCGCGAGGUCAACGACAAGAUCGCCGCCGUUGGUCUCGAGAGCAAGGCCGAGUGCGAGGCCGGCGUGCUCUCCGGGGGCCAGCGCAGAAAACUCUCUGUGGCAGUGGCGUUCGUGGGAAAUCCGUCUGUGGUGAUCCUGGAUGAGCCAACGAGCGGCAUGGACCCCAGGAGCCGGCGAUACACCUGGGAGGUCAUCCGUGGUUUCAGGCGGCGAAUGGGCACCACAAUUCUGCUCACCACCCACUUCAUGGACGAGGCUGACAUACUCUCUGACCGCGUGGCGAUCAUGUACGACGGUAAAAUGGCCUGCGUUGGGUCUCCACUCUACCUCAAGACCCGAUUCGGGUCCGGGUACCGACUCACGGUGGUGCUCGGGGACUCGGCGGAAUCCCCCGCUGCCGUGGACUCGGUCGUUCUGAACAGAAUCAAGGGCGCGACGCAAACGUCAACGGCGGGAUCCACAGCGUCUUACGCCGUCCCCGCGUCGCAGCGCGCGUCAUUACCCGAUGUUCUCAACAGGCUAGAGUCGCGGCGGGACGUGGUCGCGUGCGGCGUGAGCUGUUCCACGAUGGAGGAUGUCUUCCUCAACGUCGCCGAGUUGGAAAAAAACCUCGGCUCCCCGAUCCCGUCAACCGCCCCCGCGUCAGAGCCGGACGCUGUGCGGGUUGAGAUGGACGAGCCAUCAGCCCCGGAUUCGCGGGUUCACGGCUGGGCACUGUAUCGCAGGCAGUUCCACGCGAUGCUUUGGAAGCGGGCUAUCCACGCGCGAAGGGACAGGCUCGGCAUCGUGACCAUGUACGUGGUACCAAUUCUCUUUGUCGUCCUCGGAAUCGCCGUGUCCAAGAUUUCGAACGAGGCGUUCGAGGAUCCGCCGCCCGCGGUCAUGGACAGGAGCUACCUCGGCGACCUCCCCACCGCCUUCUCCGCCGCGACGACUUUGGACGUCCAACGCGUGACCGGUCACCUUUCUCCGUCCGAGGUUUUGCCCGUGCCGAGGACGGGCGGCACUUGGCGGUGCUGGAACCCGUCGCCCGUCGUCGACGUCUGCCGACCGGACGCUUUCGAUCCGAUCAUCCCCGGCUGCCCCAACUGCACGGCGCCCGAUGACCUCCAAAACACGAUCGAUGGCUUCCUCCUCUCGAACAUCCCGGACCAGGCCACGUGCGCAAACCCAGAACACACGGACAACGCGAGCUGCGCGGCGCUCCUCGUCGAUUCCGCCGCCAGGUUUGCCGUACCGGGACGGACCCGCGAGGUCAAUUACACCGUCAUGGUGUCGUCCACGGCGUACCACGCGCUGCCAGCGUCCCUCGCGUCGUUCCACGAUGCGGUGUUCAAGGCGCUUCACCACGAUGCGCCGGAUGCGACGCUGGUGUCGAUCAACCACCCGAUGCCGACGUCGUCCGAGCAAAAGCUCGAGCAGGCCAUGCUCAUGCACCUGGUCGUGUCGCUUUGCGCCCUGCUCGGGCUGGCGUGCCUCUCCGCCUCCGCCUCCGCGUUCUUGGUGUGGGAGAGAACGUCCGCGUCAAAACACCUGCAGAUGGUCAGCGGCUUAAACCGCGGGGUUUUCUGGGCGGGUGCCUACGUGUGGGAUCUCAUAGCGUUUGGGCCGCCGCUGGCGAUUUUCCUCGUGAUUUUCGCUGCGAGCGAGGAGGAGGCGUACACCGGCGAGUCUUUCGCGGUGGUCGCCGCGGCGCUCGGGCUGUUCGCGCUCUCCGCCCCGCCCCUCGCGUACCUGCUCCACUGGCCUUUCGAGAACAACAUGGCGUGCCUCGCCGGCCAGAUGGGAGCCUACUUCUUCUUCGGCGUCGCGCAGAUAAUCUGCGCCGUCGUGCUGGGCGGGUUGGCGGAAGCCGGCGUGGACGCGGCGGAGACGGCGUGGGAGGUUUUGCAGUGGGCGUUUCGGUGGCUGCCGCACUACUGCGUCGCUCGAGUCCUCUUCAACCUCGCGGGCAACCACGCGGACGUCAGGCUCGGGUUGGUGGACGCCAAGCCGAAGGGACCGUGGCACCCGGAGGUUUCCGGUCGGGAUCUGGGCGCGAUGGCUGUGUGUGCCGCGGCGUACGCGCUUCUCAACCUGGCGAUCGAGUACGAGGUCUUCACCGCCGCGUGGUGGCGACGAAGGCUCGGGACGACGAGAUUCUCGACACCGUACGGCGGCGGCGGCGGCGAUCGGUUCGACGACGGAACGAACGACGAGGACGAGGACGAGGACGCGGGCGUCCGGGCCGAGCGUGUCGCCGCUUGUUCCGACGCCCCACCCGGGUCUUUGAGAGCGCUCGUCGUUCGGAAUCUCCGGAAGCGGUACCCGCGCCGACGCCGUCAAAUUGGGGGUUUCGUCGACGCCGUCCGCGGCGUGUCCAUCGCCGUGCCGUCCGGCGAGUGCUUCGGUCUGCUCGGCGUGAACGGCGCGGGUAAGACGACCACGUUCAAGAUGCUCAGCGGUCAGUUCCCGCCCACUUCGGGUGACGCGUCGGUGACCCCGCGCGGCUUGGACGCGACUUCGACUCCGACGAGCUUCAACAUCCUCACCAACCUCGCGAGGGUCAGGCAGCACGUCGGGUACUGCCCGCAGUUCGACGCUCUGCAGGGCACGAUGACCGCGGUGGACCACCUGCUGCUUUACGCGUCCCUCCGGGGUUUCGCUCCCGCUCGCGCCGUGUCAACCGCUCGGGACCUCAUAGACCGGCUGGGAAUACAAAAGUACGCGACGCUCCCGGCGUCGGGGUACAGCGGCGGGACCAAGCGUAAGCUCUCCGUCGCCAUCUCCCUCGUGGGCGACCCCGCGGUGGUGCUACUGGACGAGCCGUCCACGGGCAUGGACCCCACGUCCCGGCGCCAGCUGUGGGGGGUGCUUCAGUCCACGUGCCGGGGCCGAGCGGUGGUCCUCACGUCGCACAGCAUGGAGGAGUGCGAGGCGCUGUGCCACCGCGCGGGGAUCAUGGUGGCGGGAAAGUUGCGCUGUCUGGGGCCCAUACAGCGUCUCAAGAGCGAGCACGGCGCCGGGUACUCGCUGGACCUUCGCGUCGGCGGCGACGGGGCGAUCGACGCCGUCCGUAAACUCAUCGAGCGGAGGGUUCCCGACGCGACGCUCAAAGAGGAGUGCGCCACCAGGCUGCGGUACGGGCUGCCUUCGAGCGCCGUGGCGAGCGUGUUCGCGCUGUUGGAGGACAAAUCGAACGAUGGGCUCGUGCAGGACUAUCAGCUCGGGCAGACGACGCUGGAGGAGGUGUUCCUGAGGUUCGCUGAGGGGGGCGAGGAGGACGAAUAA